Debaryomyces fabryi is the source of this 2730-nucleotide messenger RNA. RefSeq lists its product as uncharacterized. Gene Ontology annotation, biological process: regulation of transcription by RNA polymerase II. Lineage: Eukaryota; Fungi; Ascomycota; Pichiomycetes; Serinales; Debaryomycetaceae. Bases 1 to 2730 code for a protein of 909 amino acids. Gene Ontology annotation, molecular function: DNA-binding transcription factor activity, RNA polymerase II-specific; RNA polymerase II cis-regulatory region sequence-specific DNA binding. The record is from RefSeq and is a predicted model, not a curated record. The transcript has a single exon.
AUGGAUAAGUCAGCCCUUUGGUCAACAUGUCAGGACCACCGGAUGACGUCAACUUCGCCGACAUCAAAUAGUAGUAAAAAUAGUGGAAACAAUUCAAACCCAGCUGUUUAUGGAGAUAAGAAUAGUCCUAGCCAGCCUAGGCAGUUUAAAAAUGCUAACACGGGUGACAAUAAUCUCACUUUGGGACAUGAUAGUGUUGCCAAAAUUGACAAAGGAGGCCUGAAAAAUAAUGCUAUAAGGCUUGAUAAUGGUCAGUAUCAAGAUACACAGGUUCAAGGUUCUGCUGGAAAUAACAUUGCACCUACCAAUGCAGGAAACAGACAAAGUCUAGCACAAAUAAACUUUUUGUUCAACCCCGCUAGGCAGGAUCUGAUAGGUUCAAUAUUAAAUAACUAUCUGACAUACAAUAACCAGAUUGCUGCCCCUAAUAGCAAUGGUAAUCCCUUGAGUAAUACUAACCAGAAUGACAGCUCUCAUACAGAUUCGGCCCCAAAAUCUCAGCUGGUUGAUGCAACUUACCCCAGUUAUUAUUUGAACCAUCAAGAUCCAUCUAUUAAUGGUCAGCCGAAUAUUGGAAGUGAUGGAAUUAGACCUCGAGGGGAUAGCUUCUUUUUACCUCCGCCAAUUAAUUCUCAAAUACGCCUGAAUAGUAGCGACUAUGAAAACAAUCCAAAUCAACGCCAAAGCAAUUCUUCGAGAUCGAAUAGCAUAUUUAGUUCACUCAUUCAAAUACCAGGAUCUGGAAAUAAUUCUGUAAGUGACGCAUCACAUGGUGACUUACAAAGGGCGAAUAAUGCUAAUGGUGUGAAUGUGGGCAACAACAAUAAUAACGAUAUUUCUGCAGGCGGAAAUAAAACAAAAUUAAACCAACCCAUAAUCACUACAUCGAAUGGUCAAGGAGGAAGUUUUCUGAUCCCUUUGGCUGAAUUUGAAGAAAGUUUGGGAAAUUUCUUAGCCUUGCAACAAGAUCCCAAAGGAUCGCUUCUGGGUGUUAAAUCAAAGCGUGGUUCUGUAGAUUAUCCCAUAAGUAAUUCAUUUUGGGAUGGUUUGAAUAAUGGCUUUGCGGGAUCUAUAAGUGGUAUGCCGCUCAGUGGCAGUAUAAGUGGUAUGCCGCUCAGUGGCAGUAUAAGUGGUAUUCUUGCUGGAAUUGCCAACGGCAGCAUUGAUUUCAGUAACAUGAAUGAAGAGCAAAGAAGAGAUUCGAUUUUAAAAAUUAUAAAUGACCAACAGAAUACUCAACCUCAGAGGUCACUGGAAGGUAAUACGAAUGUUCCUAAUACCAAAUUAAGAGAAGAUAUAUUUGAUACUAAAACAAGUAAGCCUGGGUACAAUAAAGUUUAUAAUGAAAAGACUCCUAACUAUAAUGAUAAUAAUUUGAAAGUGAAAGGCGAGCAUGUUUCACCUAGUUCUUCUAUGUCUUCUACUUCUUCGACCAGGUAUAACGACGAACCACAAUCACCGAAAACUUCUCCUUCGUCUUACCACGCUAACUUGAAUCAAACAUCUUUACCACAAAACUUUAAUCAAAUACAAAAACAAGCGUAUCCUACGUUAGAUCAACAAAGUUACGUAACUCCACAAGUCCGACAGCAAUAUGACUACGGCCAGGGUCGAACCAAUGCUGUUGGUGGUUUUCCACCAGAUGGUAUUAAAAACCAAGGUAUAUUUAAUCAAAAUAAUUUACCGAAUUAUCAACCAAUGCAACAACCGCAGCAACCACAACCACAACCACAACCGCAACAACAACAAUUGCAACAACAGCAACAGUAUUAUACGCAAUUACAAAAUUAUCAACCCCAACAAAAUCAGCCACUUCAACAGCAAUAUCAGCCCGGACAGGUUGUUCCUUCUGGAACUACGAGCACUGAACAAAAUGAACCUAACGAACAUGAAAAAGAUCUUGUUCCGGCACAACAAUUUGUCAAAGCGGAAGAUGGACGUCCCUUAUUAGGAGCAACAAAAAUAGAUCAAUUAAUGUUGGUUAUACAAGCUCGUGAAAAAGGAGUAAACAACCCUAUUCCCCAAGGACCAGAUGGAAGUAUAUUAGCUUCACCAGAAAUUAAACAGGAGAAUGGAGUUAUUCCACAACCUAUAAAUUUGGUUGGUGGUGUUGAUAAACCACAGAAAGAUAAAUUGGACGGAGAUAUGUUUGAAAAUGAAGAUGAUUCGUCUGGCUCAAAGAAAAAGAAAGCAAAAAAUAAGCAAUGCCCUUACUGCUUCAAAUAUUUUACUCAGUCCACACAUUUAGAGGUUCAUGUUAGAUCUCAUAUUGGAUAUAAGCCUUUUGAAUGUUCAUAUUGUCAUAAAAGAUUUACCCAGGGUGGUAAUUUAAGAACUCAUUUACGUUUGCAUACGGGUGAGAAGCCUUUCACCUGUGAUGUGUGUAAGCGUUCUUUCAGUCGUAAGGGAAAUUUAGCGGCUCAUAAAUUAACACAUGAGAAUUUAAAGCCCUACGAAUGUAAAUUGGACAACUGUGAUAAAUCUUUUACUCAAUUAGGGAAUUUGAAGUCACAUCAAAAUAGGUUCCAUUUAUCUACUCUUAAUGAGCUAACGCAUAAGUUGGCUGAAUUACGUAGAGAGGAGAUAGAUAGUUUACCGAAGGAUGAAAAGGACCUACUUAAUUACUUCAAAGAUUUAUAUAAGAAUUCAAAUAAAGGAAUUCUUGGUAGAGGUAAGAGAAUAAAGCCCAUAAGCGAGUUAAAUGAUUCAAAGAUUGAGCCAUCAUGGUGA